GAUAAGGACGUGUCUGUGCGGAGCCCCGUGUAUCCGGACCUCUCAGUCUGCAACCGGCGGCGCCCGGGGCCUCCCCCCGCUCCUCCCACCGCCGGUGCCGUGUCAUCCAGCGCUCCGUAUCCACCUAACGGUUUAGUGUGAGGUAAUAUUUGACGGAGUACCAGCGUGAGGGAGCCGGGGAGACUGAGGGGGACACAGAGCCGGGGACAGAGAGAUAGAGGAGGCAUCGGGAUGAUGUGUACUCUCAGCGAGCAGGGGAAGCAGCUGGCUAUUCAGGUCUCCAACAUUCUUGGAAUGGACGUGUGUGGCAUUGACUUACUUACCAAGGAGGAUGGCUCCUUCUGUGUGUGCGAGGCAAAUGCCAACGUUGGCUUCAUUGCGUUUGACAAAGCCUGCAACCUUGAUGUGGCUUCCCUCUUGGCUGACUAUGCUCUGUCGCUACUUCCAAGCCGGUUGACUCGUAGAAUGUCUCUUCUUUCUGUUGUGUCAAGUGCAAGUGAGACUAGUGAACCUGAGCUCUCCGUGCCUUCCAGCUUAAUGGUUGGGGUAUCCACUCCACUGCUCCAUCACCACAACCAUGAAGCUGGAGACAGCAUGAGCGCCAGUUCCAGCUCAGUGGACAGUGAUCCUGACACUGCCACAGAGAGGGAGCUACUUACCAAGGGGGCCAUCUUUAACAUGAACCAACUUCUUGCCAGUGAAAUGAACCUUUUGGUGGAGUAGAUAUAGGGGAAUGGGGAGGGCAGUGCGGGCGGGGGGUUGCUCUUUGGUUCUAGCACGUGUAAAUAUUAAUGGGGCUAUUACUGCAGGUGAGGGGAGGGAUGAGUGAGGGGGAGAGAGGUUUUUGGAGUUAGCUAAGUAGACUCAAUAUUGUGAAUAAAGCUGCACCAUCAGGCUUUAAAUAAUGGUGGGGAUGAGGUAGGUUCUUGGCACCUUAUGGUGACAUAAUUUGUUAACUUAGUAUGUAUAAAUUCCUAAAUUUAUGUGGCCAAUAAUGCAGUCUGCUAUGGCCAUUAUAUUACCUGAUGUGUUCUAGUACCUAAACAGGUUGAUACAUCCAUCCAGGAGUGUGGUAAGAGACGUGCAAUUUGAGGGUUGUUUAAAUGGUCUCGCCAGGCUUUUUUCCUCUGCAUGCGCAGUGUGGUGCAGCUCAUUACUUUCAGUUUGUCUUGUAUCUUGGGGCAUGGAAACAAAUCAAUAUUUAGGGUCUGCUGGGGACUUUCAUUCAGAUGUUUUUGAGAAGUUCCUCCCUCAUGAAAUUGUUGACACAUUUGUGGGGUGAUGUAUACUGUACCUCUUUCUCAAUCUGCAUGUACAGGUCCCUAUAUCUCUAAUACUGCAAACCUGGGGUGUUUUUUCUACAAUGUUAUGUUAACUGACAAAAAAAUAAGACAAUCUAUGUAGCCCAUUCUGUAAAACUGAUUUUUAAGGUCUUUCCCUGCUGAUUUUCCAGACCCAUUUGUAUUAAUCUUUACAAACUUAGUUGUGCUGUAAGCUGGCACAGCAGAUGUGUAAAUACCCUGUAUCAUUCUCUGUUUAAGCCACAAAAAUGAAUUUUAUUGAUACUUUUUUUAAAUAUAACUUUGUGGUAUUUUUAUCUUUCUUCAUGAAAUUUCGGAUAAUGUCUGUCCUAUUACAUGGAACAGAAGUAUUAUUUUAAGGUUGAGUAUUCGGGGGAAAUGAUACUGUGAAAAUCAUUUUUACAGAAACCGCUCUGCAGCUAAACCAUGCUGUGUAAUCUGCCUUUAUCCAUGGUCUGUUUGCUGUAAAAUGAUGCUCCUAAUCUGAAUUCCCCACACUGCACAUGAUCUGUCAUGUUCCCUGAUGCCCCUAUAUACAUUUAACCUAUGUGGCUACCUGAGUCCCUGUUAUAUUAUAUGAACAUGCAAAAAAAGCAAUGCACCUGGCAACUGAGGGGUUAAACUCCUGGGCUGCCCUCCUCCACUUUCAUUGACCCUUUCACUGCUGCUGUGGUAAUGACCAGUGGUAGGGUUAUUAGCAGUGUUACAUUAUACUGUUUUUAUUGCCUUUGAAUGUGUACAAUUUUGUUUUGUUUUUGUUUUUUUACCCAGACUGCUGCUUCCCUGUUUUUUUAUACAUUGCGCUUGAUGGAUGGACUUUGGAGGGGGUGUAGUUUAGUUUGGCAUUUCCCAUUAAAUGGUUCCUCUGCAGGGUAUAAGUAAGGCUUUUAUGAGGCGCUGCCAUCUUAAGUACAGUUAUAUGUGCAUAUUACAGAAUGGAGAGUCUGCAAUCAUUUUAUUGACAUCUUAACGCUACUUUACCAUGUUCAAGGAGGGAGCUGUGCAGUGUUGGGUUAUAUUUGUGAGCAUAUCCAGGCACGGUCCCAUAGGCAAGUAUGAACUUUCUCAUAAACAGUUAGAUUAUUUUUAAAUAUCCUUUUUGAUUUGACUUGUUUGAAAAUAUGGAUUUGUACUUAGUCUAGUGCAGAAUUUUUCACCACAGGAUACACAUCCAAAUAUGACAGGAACCUCUCCAAGUUUGCCACCUCUACCUCCUUUCAUUAUAUUAAACCUAGUCUGGGCAGCUGAAGUUCUAUUGCACAGAUCAUGUAUGUGAUGUCUUCUUCUCUCUGCAUCUGAUCUGUUUGUUACAUUCCUACCUCCUCCACUAUCACUGCUCAGCUAUUGGCCUUUAUAAGCACCACACACUACAAAUUGUCCUCCUUAACCACCCCCUUCCCAUUCCUCCAUCACCGCAUUCAUUUUUUAUUUUUUUGUCUUAUUUAAGCAAAUAGCCAAAUAAGGAAUGUAAUAAAAUGUCAGCAAGAAACUGAACAA
Bombina bombina (fire-bellied toad) is the source of this 2798-nucleotide messenger RNA. RefSeq names its product ribosomal modification protein rimK like family member B (gene RIMKLB). The record is from RefSeq and is a predicted model, not a curated record. Lineage: Eukaryota; Metazoa; Chordata; Amphibia; Anura; Bombinatoridae. Gene Ontology annotation, molecular function: ligase activity, forming carbon-nitrogen bonds; metal ion binding; ATP binding. Gene Ontology annotation, biological process: protein modification process. Gene Ontology annotation, cellular component: cytoplasm.